This is a messenger RNA of Humulus lupulus (European hop), 2173 nucleotides long. Its product is annotated as arogenate dehydratase/prephenate dehydratase 1, chloroplastic. The record is from RefSeq and is a predicted model, not a curated record. Lineage: Eukaryota; Viridiplantae; Streptophyta; Magnoliopsida; Rosales; Cannabaceae. The transcript has 11 exons. Gene Ontology annotation, biological process: L-phenylalanine biosynthetic process. Gene Ontology annotation, molecular function: arogenate dehydratase activity; prephenate dehydratase activity. Gene Ontology annotation, cellular component: cytoplasm; chloroplast. The coding region runs from base 574 to 1779 and encodes 401 amino acids.
CCCACUUUUCUCAAAAGUCUUACCCUCUUCCAUAGUUCCAAAGCUCGAACCUUUGUCUAUUCGAUACACAAUGUUGGAAAAAAGAAAUAUUAUAUGUCAUAAUUCAUAAUAUGUAAAAAGUUUGUUGCCUUUAAACUCAUCUUUCUAUAUUCAAUUCAGUUCUCUACAUAUAUAUAUAUAUAUAUAUACAUGGAUAGUUAGACGGCUAUAGAUAAAUACAGCUUUCACUUCUCCAAUUCUCUCUCUUAAAACCCGAGAGAGGAAAGGGAAACGUGUAGCCAACAUUCUGCUCACCUACCUCUUAGAAGUCAUCUUCGUCUAACAAUUGAAGUACCUGUGAGACUCGUUGAUUCUUUCUCCACGUUUGAAUAGCCAAGAAUUUUUUGUGUCUGCAAUUAUAAACGUUUUGUGGGGUCCAAAAUCCACCGCCAUUCUCGUCUGCCUUGACAAUGUGCUACUGGGUUUCCCCAGAAUUCAACAACAACAUCCACACAAACCACAAUCUCUCGCAUGAGUCUGAAUUCUCCUGAGGGUGUUUGCUAAUCUGGGUUCAAAGAGAUUUGGGCUUCAUUAAUGGCUUUAAUGGGUGCACCUAUCUGGGUUUCUGCUAAAGCUCCUUGUUCUCAACUGGGUGUGUCGGAUUUGGGGUCUAGUCAUCGUUUUGGACUUGCUUUGAAUUUGAGGUAUGAUCUUGAGAGAUUACGCAAAUGGGAAUGUUGUUGCUUGAGCGCUUUAACUCAGAAAGCCAUCACUUCUGUUGAAGAUGAGAAGCCAUAUGCGCCUGUUGCUGAUACGUCUGCCGAUACUGAAGAGACUCGGGACAAUGAGUCUAGGGGAUUUCACAAGGAUUUGAACCUUCUUCCCAAACCAUUGACUGCAAGUGAUCUUUCUUCCGCUGCUAAUGAUGGUUCAAAAGUACGAGUAGCUUACCAGGGGCUACCAGGAGCAUAUAGUGAGGCUGCUGCGUUAAAAGCAUACCCAAAGUGUGAAACUGUGCCUUGUGACCAGUUUGAAGCUGCUUUCAAGGCAGUUGAACUAUGGUUAGUAGAUAAGGCAGUUCUUCCCAUCGAGAACUCUGUUGGUGGAAGCAUUCACCGUAAUUACGAUUUACUCCUUCGACAUAGACUGCAUAUAGUCGGAGAGGUGCAGUUGCAAGUGAACCACUGUCUGCUGGGACUACCUGGCGUAAAAAAAGAGGACAUAAAACGUGUUUUUAGCCAUCCUCAGGCUCUUGCUCAAUGUGAGAUGAUGCUAAGUAAUUUAGGCAUUAUGAGAAUCAGUGCUGAUGACACUGCUGGUGCUGCACAGAUGGUGGCUUCAAUUGGCGUUAGAGAUACUGGUGCUAUUGCAAGUGCUCAAGCUGCAAAGAUAUAUGGGCUUGACAUUCUUGCAGACAAAAUACAGGAUGAUGACGAUAACAUUACUCGUUUUCUAAUUCUUGCAAGAGAACCCAUAAUUCCAGGAACUGACAGACCAUAUAAGACAAGUGUUGUUUUCACUUUAGAGGAAGGUCCCGGGGUACUAUUUAAAGCCUUGGCAGUGUUUGCUUUGAGGGACAUUAACUUGACGAAGAUAGAGAGUCGCCCGCAGAAACAGCGUCCUUUAAGAGUUGUCGAUGAUUCUAAUGAAGGGAGUGCCAAAUACUUCGACUACCUCUUUUACAUAGACUUCGAAGCUUCUAUGGCUGAGCCCCGAGCUCAAUAUGCUUUGGGACAUUUGCAGGAAUUCGCAAGAUUUCUUCGUGUCCUAGGUUCCUAUCCAAUGGACACAUCUCCAUAAAGAGGGAAAAUGUUUUUGGGUUGUCACAGCUGUUGGGGAUGAGAAAGACAUGGUUGGACCUUCUAGGUUUGUAAAUACAUGUGAUGAUAUAAUGAGAGCUGGAAGAUAAUAACCUUGGAGCACUGAAUUUUCCAAGUUAGGAGGAAAAGUUCAAUUCAUUUUGUAAGGUUUCUUAUUUUAUUGAUUUUUAAUGUAUAUCAUUCUUUUUGUUGGUUGAAAUCUAAUGGAGGUUUUCGGGACGCUACGCCAUAAAAUUGGAGAGGCGCCAGCUUUACUUUCAUGGAUUUGUGUAAUCAGCACAUCAUAUGAGAUAGUUCAUAACUCAUUUUCUGGUUCUUCUACCAUUAUUUAACAUUGCUGGUGGCAAUUAUUGAAUUUAAUUUCCUUGCAUGAA